Diabrotica virgifera virgifera (western corn rootworm) is the source of this 4751-nucleotide messenger RNA. Its product is annotated as homeobox protein engrailed-1a-like. Gene Ontology annotation, biological process: multicellular organism development; neuron differentiation; regulation of transcription by RNA polymerase II. The transcript has 2 exons. Gene Ontology annotation, cellular component: nucleus. Bases 72 to 1094 code for a protein of 340 amino acids. Lineage: Eukaryota; Metazoa; Arthropoda; Insecta; Coleoptera; Chrysomelidae. The record is from RefSeq and is a predicted model, not a curated record. Gene Ontology annotation, molecular function: RNA polymerase II cis-regulatory region sequence-specific DNA binding; DNA-binding transcription factor activity, RNA polymerase II-specific.
UUUACCAGUGAGCAUUAGAUCGUGUGACCGCUGAAGUGUUCUGGUGUGUGCCACACUUUUCUGAUAUCUUGAUGAAUUUUAAUUUCUUGCCGAUGGCGCUUGAAGACCGGUCAAGCCCUAGUGCUGCGGCUAGUCCGAACAACACUGAACAAUCAAACGCCCCCAAUUCCCCGGAGUCAACCAGAACCUCCAGCUACACCUGCAUGACCAUCAACCAUGAAGAAACCUCGAGAAGCUAUAUGUCCACUCCUGCAUCGUCGCCAAACCACUACCAAAAACCCGAAACAGAAAGAUCCUUUUUUCGGAUAACAUCCUUUGCUCUUCCUAGCCCCAAAAGCGAAUUCGAACGAAAUAGUCCAAGGAGCUUUCGAUCCCCAUCACCUUCUGAAAGUGUUUCUUCGAAAUCGUGUUCUGAGCACAACGAACCCACCAUACAAACUCUAAAAUACUCUAUAAACAAUAUUCUUAAACCGGACUUCGGUAAAUCAGCGGUUCUCAAAACAAAAACAACACCAACAGUUAUCUUUAAACCAUACGAAAAGUGCGAAAAAGCUAAAGAAGACCUCGUGGCUCCCUUGGGGAGUUUGUGCCAGACCGUUUCACAAAUCGGAAGUUUCAUUAAGAAAAGUCCGGAGCUAAUUUCGAGGCCGAAGAGUCCAGUUAAGACGCUGCCGAAUCCUGAGGAGAUCAAGAAAGACGAAGACGGAAACGUACCGACACUCUGGCCUGCAUGGGUCUACUGCACGCGGUAUUCGGACCGACCGAGUUCAGGUCCUCGAUCCAGAAGGAUGAAAAAGUGUCCAAAAACCAAUGAAGACAAGAGGCCCAGAACAGCUUUUUCCAGCGCACAGCUCCAAAGAUUAAAGCACGAGUUCAACGAGAACCGCUACCUAACAGAACGAAGAAGACAACAGCUUAGUGGUGAAUUGGGUUUAAACGAGGCUCAGAUAAAAAUAUGGUUCCAAAAUAAAAGAGCGAAAAUAAAGAAAUCCUCGGGCCAAAAAAACGCUCUAGCGCUCCAACUUAUGGCGCAGGGAUUGUAUAACCAUUCGACUGUUCCUUGCGACGAAGACGAUAUGCCACUAUCAUCGUAAUUUUGUUAUUUUGUUGGGUGUUAUAUUGGGAAUGUACACAUAGGAAAGUCGUCCUACAUAAUUUUACAGAUCGUGUUGACUUCUUUCUCUCUUGGCGACACUUGCAAUAAUUAUCGGAACCUCGACAGAAAGAGUCAUCUACAAUAUUCUCUAAAGAUUUCGUAGCAAGUAUAGUGUAGGGAACAGAGGUUAAACCUCUCAAAAUGGACACAAGUCCGGUUUUAUUCAUUUUCUGGUAUAUCAAGGGGUGGUUAUUAUAAGACUUAAUUUUUGCUUAAAAAAUUUCACCCCGGAAGCCCCCUUUUCAUCCCUUUAAAGGAGGUAAUUUGUUGUUUUUGCGAAACGUAGCCCUUCCUGUACGUUUUGCAAAAAAUUUACUUGAUAUAAAAAAGAAGAGAACUAUAUCUCCUACUAUUUAUUUUUCGACAGCAUAUGUCUAUCACCCACCGUUUAGAGGGGGUGGCGCCCCAAAAUUGACAAGUUUUUAAAAAAGAUGUUUAAAAAAAUUAUUUUUCCCUAUUUGUAAUGAAAAUUGACAAGAAACCUUGGAGAAAUUAAUCACAAAUAAGUGGCUGAUUUUUUGGUAUAGGUUUGAUUUAAGGGCAAUUGCCCAUUUUUUAAUUACAGGGUGUUACAUUUUAAAAAACCCCUAUUUAUACCAUCUGAACCGCCAACGCUAGAUUAAAAAAACUUUCAGCGAUUAUCCAUGUACUGGUGUUAUUUACAAAUUUCUAUAAUGCACCCCCAUUUUUUUCCGGAACCACCCCAAAAAAAUAAGAAUUAAUAAAGAAAGUGCACGUUCUUAUUACCCAUGCAUAGACACCAAAAGCGAUUUCUUAAUGCAACCCCUGUAGCCAAAAAAAAAAAUAAAUAAAGGGGGGGUUGAUAAAAUUUUUUUUUUUUGCUUUUUGACCCAUAUGGACAUAUGCUCCAUCAAUAGGGAUUUUCAUAAAUAUAUAUGAUUAUUGCAACAUCACUGCGGAUACUACCCCUAUCCUUGAAAAGAGACUGCAGAAACUACCCCUAUCCCUUGGAGAGCAUGUUUUUACGAUUUUUUAAUUAUCUAUGCAUUUUUUUUAAACAAUAUUUAUAUAGAAUUAAAUACCACUAUUUUCUCUACAACUAAGGUCCUAUGCAUUCUUUUCGUAUAAGCAAGCAACCGUUACGGCACAGUGGCGCCGUUAACCUCCGAAAUACUUUGACGGCUCCAGUUUUUGCUUUUUUUUUCGUCACCUAUUCAUUUUAUUGAUAACGUACUUAUGGGAAAUAACAGAACACACUGUCUGCUACACAUUAUGACCUAUGCAUAUUUUAUUUUCUUUGCACCCUAAAGCCACAGUGGUGGCUCAAAAUCAAUUUUUGAUUAUUUUCUUUAUUAAUUCUUCUUUUUUUUGGGUGGUUCCGGGGAAAACAUGGGGGUGCAUUAUACAAAUUUGUAAAUAACACCAGUACAUGGAUAAUCGCUUAAGUUUUUUAAGUUUUUUUACUCUAGCAUAGGCAGUUCAGAUGGUAUAAAAAGGGUUUUAUUAAAAUGUAACACCCUGUAAUUCAAAAAUGGGCAAUUGUCCUUAAACCUAUACCAAAAAAUCAGCCACUUAUUUGUGAUUAAUUUCUCCAAGGUUUCUUGUCAAUUUUCAUUACAAAUAGGGAAAAAUAAUUUUUUUUAAACAUCUUUUUUAAAAACUUUUCAACUUUGGGGCGCCACCCCCGCUAAACGGUGGGUGAUAGACAUAUGCUGUCGGAAAAUAAAUAGUAGGAAAUAUGGUUCUCUUCAUUUUACUAUCAAAUAAUUUUUUUCCGAAACGUACAGGAAGGCUACGUUUCGCAAAAACCACAAAUUACCCCAAUUAAAGGGAUGAAAAGAGGGGUUCCGGGGCGAAAUUUUUUAAGAAAAAGUCUCAUAGUCUCAUAAUAAGCACCCCUUGAUAUACCAGAAAGAAAAUAAAAACGGACUUGUGUCCAUUUUGCGCGGUUCAACCUCUGUUUCCUACACUAGUAGGUUAUUCUUUGAAUACAAUCAAUUGCCUUCUACAGUUUCUACUAAUUUAUCGUAUCUCCUUCCAAUUUUUUCUGACACACUCCAUUUUUUCUGAUUCCCUCAUUUUUUUCUAGAACCCUCCAAUUUUAUCUGAUACCGUCCACUUUUUUCUGACUCUUAUUUUUUUAUAUUCUUUUUAUUUUAUAACUCGAGGAGGACUGGAUUGAGCUACUUUUGAUUUUGAAAUAUUUGUAGAAGUCUAAAAGAAGAUCUUUACAAUAUCCCAUUAGAUAUCAAAGUUUAUUAGUUGUAUAGGAAGUCUGUAAAAAAUGUGAUCCUUGCUUAAGAAUAUCUCUAUUUUUUACAUUAUCGAAGAUUAAUAUACCGAAAAUAUGUUUAUAAUUAAAAAUAAUUUUGAAACCUCCUUUAGAUACUUAUAACAAAAACUAUUUUUCAACGUCUUCUCUGCGAUAAAGUUAAAAAUUCAAGUUUGUUCAUUAAUGCAAUACAUUUUAAUAUCUAAUUAUAAAUUUAAUGAAACAAUUCUAAAUACCACAUUUAGAUCAAACAAAGUGCCAAAAGCAUGGAUUUCACGGGAAACGUAAAAAGUAAAUAGACCCGAACUUAACUGCAGUUUUAGUGACGUAAAUCUAAAGGAGUAUAAUAUUACUGUCUAUAUGACAAUAGCAUUGUUGUUUUUAGUAUUUUCUUUACAAUUUCAUCACAUUUUCUCACUUUUUAAACUUUCUUUGGACCUCUACAAAUGUUUUAAAAUGAAAUUACUUAACUAAUUCGAUCCAGUCAUUCUUAUAUCUGGAGCUAUUAUAAAAAAGAUAUAACAAAAUAAAAUGACGUUUAUUAAACGUCAUUCAAUGUUUACAUAUCGAAACCUAACCGGACACACUGCGUGACUUGUCACAUUAGGAUUUUAAAUGAUUAGAUAAUUCGAUGAACACGGUCUGUUAUUUUUUCUCUUUCCUUUGUCUUUUAUCGAUAUUUACCUUAGAAUUCACUAAAUAUUUUCAUAAAUUAUGUAGGAUGUACACCUUCAAUAUUUUAAUAAGUGAAAUAAGAACAAACGCAGCCGAUAAAAUUGAUUCUUUUUGUAAAAAAAACAUUUAUUAUAAUUUAAAUGUAGAUGUGUAAAAUAUUGCUUUAUAAAGUGGGCUGGUUGUUUUAGAGUUCUUCUUUCACUUGUUUACAAGUUUUAUUUAUUAUUUUUCAAUCGAUCUCAUUUAAGUAUUUAUUUUGUACAAAUAAUAUUAAAAUGUAAAUAUUGUACAGUGUUUGAAAUAAUAUGGUAUACCUAUAGGAGUGUAAAAAGCUUUUUCUUAAAGAUUUUGCGCUAAUGGUAUUAUCGUAUAUAUCUCUCAAUUGCUUUAUUAAGAGCCUUUGACAUAGACUGAAAUAGAUAUAAUAGACUUAGUGAUAGCUAUAUGUUCUGAUUCAAUUGAUUUUCACAGGGAUUUCAUCAUAGUUAAGUAUCUAAAUAAUUCAAAUAUACAUAAUGUUAUUGAAUCCAUUAUCUAUAAACGCAAAUAACUUGAAGCUACGUAGGUACUCUAUCGCAUUGAGUCAACAGGAUUAUAUUUUCUUAAAAAGUAACGAAGAAUAAAAAAACAUGCUGAAAUGAUUAUUACGACAAUGGCGUAGAUUGAAAGGGGAAAAAGGUGGAAAAA